CAUAAUCCUCAUUAAAAUCUCAACGUAUAUUCAAUAGUCCUAAAUACUUGUGACUUCAAAACUAAUGCUUGUAUUAUGAUUAUAUUAUUUUAAUUUUCAAUUAAAGUUUCCCGCGCGCGCUCUUUAUGUGUCUAUGAUGUUAAUGUUGUGUGGAUAUUAUGAUUGACACUUUGUAAAUAAUAAUUGACUAAAGAUCCAAUUUUAAUUGAUAUGUUUAUGUCAUAUAUGUUGAUAAUAGUUUUUCAAUUUAAUAUUAACGUGUUAUAAUUUUUGAUUACAUUGAAAAAUCGUGCAUUUGCAGUUAUGGAUUCUACAUAUUUUGGAUUUAUUAAAAUUUUGAAGAAAAAUGGUGAACUUCAUAGCCGCUAUCCAAUUAGAUCCAAAGAAUGUAAUUUUGGUCGCAAUAUUAGUAAUGAUAUUAGAAUAGCAUUAGAGAGUGUAUCAGCAUAUCAUUGUACAAUAUUAUUUGUUGACAACAAGGCAUAUAUCAGAGAUAAGAGUUUAGCUGGAACUACUAAAGUUAAUGGGAAAAGAAUAGGGCGAAAUAACUUUUUAUUGAAGGAUUCUGAUGAAAUAGAUAUUGCUAAUAGAAAGUUUGUGUUUGAAUAUAUAGAUAAAUCAUUCAAGAAAUCAGGAUUAAACUUGCAUUGUGCAUCACCUAGAGUGAAUACUCCAUUGGUACUUAAAGAAAAUAAUACACCUAAAAUUACCAAAACACCAUUAAGUCAACGAUCUUACAAAGUUUGCACUCCAGUUAUAACAACAGCAAACAAAACUUUAUCCAAUGAAUCUUAUGAAGAGUUGAAAAAUAAGACCAACAAUGAAUUAUCAGCUAACAAACCCAAAUCAGAAUUAAUGAAAUCUUUUUCAAUGACAUCUGGUCAAAAUAUUCCGGUUAUUAAUGACUGUAAGAUUACCCCAAGAAAAUCAUGGAAAAUUUCUACUGUAUCAGAUAAUGUUUCUUCAAGUGGUGCACGUGCAUUAGAACAUUUGUCACUUGAUAGAUUAAAAAGAGAUUCUACUCCUGAAGUUAACUCAAGUUAUCGUUACGUUGAUGAAGAAGUAGAAUUUGACUCUCCCAUACCAUUGUGUGGCGAAGAAGAAGAAGACUUAGCUGACAAAGGUGUUAUAGUAAAUGACACACAUUGUGAUUCGAGUAAAAUUUCUACUAAAUCAGCCUCUAAUGAUGAAGUUGAUGACAAUGUUGAUUGGCAACCAACUAGUAAUAUUAUUAAUACACCAGAAGCAACUUCUAGUACUUCUAGAAGAGAUACUUACUGUAUUGAAGAUAGAAAUAUAUCAGUUCAUCAAAGCAGCACUCCAGCUCCAAGACGUUCUAUAUUAAAGACUUCAAAAACUGCCAAAACAUGCCGAUCAAAAUCGGCUAACCGAAUGGUACAAUUUGCAAGAUUACCUAGAACAGAUAGUAAAAUUAAAUGUACAAAAAGUAAAUUCUUUUCUGGUAAUUCUUUUAUUGUAACUGAUGACAAAACUAAUGAAACUUGUGAUAAAGAUAUUGAACCUGAUGAUUUAGAGGGUGUACAACCUUUAGAUAGUAGUAUUACAAGUUUAACUAAUUCUCCCAUAUUGGACUCAAUUAUAGUUAAUAAAUCAUCAUCUAAAAAAGGAUCAAGAGGAAAUCUUGUUAUGAGUCUUGUGAAUUCAUUUGAAAAACGUACAAAUGAAACAUCUAUUCAAUCUGUUAGAGCAUCAGAUUUACUUAAUUCAAAUGGAUCAAAACUCGAGUGCUCAUCAUCUAAUAAAUCUUCUCGUAAUACUACAAAUAUAUCAGAAAACUCUAGAAAAAUUAAUUUAGAAAGUUAUUUUGUUGCUGAAGAUUCCAUGAAUAAUGUUACACAAGAAUUGGACAUGGUAACUGAAAAGUCAUUUAAUAAUGUCUCACAAUGUAGUGAACUUAUUGAUGAAAACUCUAUGAAUAAUAUUUCACAAAAUGAUGACCAGUUAAAGCUUGAAGAUUCUGAAAUUAGUAUUCAACGAGAUGAAAAAUCAUCAGCUGAUGAAUCUAAUAAAAAUGUUUCACAAGAAGAAUCUAUGAUUAAUGAUUAUUCAGAAAUAAUUUCAGAAGAUGAAGAGAAUCUCGUAUCGGAAGAUUCUUUGAAAAACAUUACAGAAGAAGCAAAAUUAAUUGAUGAAGAUUCUAUAAUAAAUGUUGAUAAUACUAAAAACAAGGUUAUAGAUUCUACCAUUGAGAAUUCUUUGAUAAAUGGAAAUGAAACCAUUAAUAACAGUACAAAAAUUGAUCUAACAGAAAAAGAAUUAAUUAAUAAGAAUUCAAUGAAUGAAGAUUUGAAUAGAAAAUCAAUUAUUGUUUAUAAUAAUCUUGAUUCAACAGACAUCGCUAAAAAUCCUUAUAAUAGCACUAAAAAGUCAAUUGACUACGUAGACUAUAAUAUAAUUUCAGAAGAAAUUAGUGUAUUUGAAGAACCUGAGAGAAUUGUUGUAUCAAAUAAUACAACUGAUGAGAUAACUCCGAAUGAUAAUCCUGAAGAAGAAUUCAAUUUUGCUUCUCCUAUAGAUAUUUGUCCCGAAGAAGAUUUUAAAUUUGCUUCCCCUCUUGACACAAAUCCUGAAAAUUUAACUAUAGAAAAUCAUUCUUUUGUUAAAGAAAAUAAUAGUACUUGUGAAAAAGAUGAUACAUCACAAUAUAGUGAAAUGGACAUAGAUGUAUCACAUGACCAAUCUCAAAACAUAGAUAAAUUCCCUGAAAUAUCAAUCAAUAAAAGUGUAAUUCCAAGUAAUCUUGAUACAUAUGAUAGUGUAGAAAAUAUUACAAUUGAAAAUAAUAUUAAUAUGAAAUCUAAACCUUUUGAACAAAUAUUAAAAAUUCAGAGUAAAAUAUUGAAUAAUUGCUCUAGAGUAAAUGAUAAAUCUAUAAUCAUUGAAAAAGAUCAAUCAAAUGUUUCUAAACAUUUACAUUCUAUAAUCGGCACUGAAGAAACUCCUUCUCAAGUUAUUCAAUAUGUAUCUGAAAUGAUGAAUACUAGUGUUGAUAAGCUUGAAGCUUCAUUUUCUAAACAAAAUGUUAUACAGGAAGAGAGUUUUGUUAUUUUAGAAAGAGAUGAAGUGAAUAAUUCUCUUGAUAAAAGUACUACAUGUGUUAAAAAUCAUAACAUUUAUAAUAGAACAAAUGAAUCAUCAAAUAAUAUACUUACACCAGUAGAAAAAUUAAAUGAAAACUUAUCAAACAAUACUGAAACUCAACUUGAUAGAAGUCAUGGCAAUCAAGUUAAUACAUCAAAUUCAGACAAAGAAAAUUCACUAAGUGAUGAUGCAUCUAAUAAAAUAUUGCCUUGUGCACUAGAUGGACUGCAAGUAUCAAUCCUUGAAUCUAAACAAAAUCAAUAUAAUGAUAAAACCAAGAAAAGCUCUCCUAUUAUUGAUAUAUCUGAAAAUACUGUUGAUGCUAAUUCAUUUAAUGCACAUCAUUCACAACAAAUGGAAUCUCAUAAUCUCAAUAAUUUUGAUAUAAAAAUAAAAGAAAAUGAAACAUUCAUUAUUUCUACAGAUUUUCCUGUAAACUCUGGAAAAUCCCACAAUAAAGUAAUAGAUAUUAGUGAUACUGUUAAUACUAAGUCUUUGAUUAAAAAUGCUUCUAUAGCUAGUAAGUCUAUAACAUGCAAUGAGAAACCAUUAAAUGUUAUUGAAAAUGUUUUAGAAAACGAUGAUGUAUCAAUAAAAUCUGUAGGUAAAUUAAGUAGCCGUAAAUCAAAAAAGUCAUUAGAAUUAGAAAAUGCUGCUACAGAAAUAAUAACUGCUAGUGAGGAUGAGUUGAAUGAUAAGACCGAUAGAAAUUUGGAAAGAACAUUAAAUCUAGGUAAACCUCAAUAUGAAUCCACUCCCUGGAAUGGAUCUAAAAAUUUAAAACUACCAUUGAAUUCUUCUACAGAUUUAGAAAUAUCUCAAAAUGAAAAUAAAAUUAAUUCAACUUCACCUUUAUCUAAUGCUGAAUUAUGGUCACAGAUGAUGAUAGAUUUCAAUGAAUCUGCUAGAAAAGCUUCAGUUUCAACUGAUACUGUUAAUGCUAAAGCAGUAAGUAAAAUAUUAUUUAACAAAAAUGAUCAAGAUAAAGCAAAACAUACUGAAUUUAUGAACGAUUAUAAUAAAUCUAUUAAACAAAUUUCUACUGACACUAAUAUUGGUAAUACUAAAUCAUCUAGUAAAUUAAUUGAUGAAAGUAAUAAAAAUAACUUUAAUAAGUUAUCAAAAAUCUCCAAAAAUAUAUCUAACAAUGACAAAAAAAUGUCUAAUACGAGCAUAACAAAAACAUCUAUUAUGCAGUGCUCAACAAUAACAAGUUGCUCACCUAAUAAUGAUACAACUGUGGCUUUUGAUAAUAUUAUAAAAAACAAACGUUCUACUAGGUUACAAAAUAAGUUGUUUGAAGAAUUGCAAGAUGAUUUACAAAAUGAAAGCUUGAAAGUAACACCUAAAAGAAAAUCCACUAGAUCUAGAAGUCCAAAAGCGAACAGUCAAGUAGAACCUAAAGUUGAUGAUAUUGUUGUCAAAAGUCCUCGUUUGUCAAGAUCUGUUACUAAGAACAUAACCAUAACUGAUAAAAAAAAAGGAAAACCUGCAGCAAUAAAUGAAACUUUGAAUUCUAUUGAACAUCAAAGUAGUAUGACAGAUAAUGAAAGCUUAAAUAUGAAUAAAAAACAAAAUUCAUUUAAACGCCCUCGUAAAGUAAAUUUGCGAUCUAGAGCUGCACGUCAACCUAAAAAUACUAAAGUUGUUCAAGAUAGUUCAUCUACUGAUACAGAAACCAAAUUUUCAGCCUCAGAAAAUGAACAUGAAUCAAAAGUCGACUCUAGUAAAAGCAAAAAGACUACAAAUCUUAUUUCUGAAACUCUAAUAGCACCUGUGAUAAGAAAUAAUUUACGAACUAGAAGAAAUGCAAAUGAGGUAAAACAAUCAAACCGAAAAGUUAAAAAUAAUAAUUCUGAAGAAACAGGUGCUGAAACUUCUGUGGGUAGUGAUACUGAAGUAGAUACUUCGACUAAUGUUAUCCAAACAUUUGCAAGAAAAUUAAGAGGAAAAAAACAAACUAAACAAAUUAGGCCAGAAGUGCAAAUUGCAUUAAAAGAUGAUGACAAACAUGAUAAGGUAAUUGAAAAUAUUAAUGAAACAACAUUAAUUAGCAAUGACGUUAUUCAGGCUUCUGUCAAGCAAAUUACAAACAAUUCUAAAGCUGAUACUGAUAGUGAUUCUCAAAAAAAUAUAAAAGGAAAAGUAAUUCAGAAGACUAAAAUUGUCACCCAGACUAAAAUAACAAGGACCACACGAAAUAAUGCUUCAUUGAUUGAAUCUAAUGUGCCUCAAGAAAAAAUCAACUCUUCAACUAAGAAGAAAAAUACCAAAAAUAGUAAAAAAGUUCAAAUUAAAAAGCCUCUUGCUAAGACUAACUUAAGAUCAUUAGCAAAACGUGGUCAAUCUUCUAAACAAAAUCACAACAAAGUAAGUGAAUCUUCAGAAUAUGAAACAAUGACUGAAUCUGAAGAAAGCAUUCAAAAACAAUCUCUUUCUCCAAUCUCUUGUAAAACACAAAAGAAGAGUGCUCAAGUUGAAGAAUCGACAAAAAAUGUUAAGAAACAAUCUUCUCCAUCUCCAUCUACUAGAGCACAAAAAAAAAAUGCUCAUGUUGAGGAAUUAACAAAAUAUAUUAAGAAAUCAUCCCUUUCUCCAUCUUUAACUAGAAUCAAAAAAAAAGGUACUCAAGUUGAGGAAUCUACAAAAAGUAAUGUUAUAGAAAAAGUUUUGGAAAAUUCAAGUACAAAUUCUCCUCAAUUGAGUACACGAAGUCGUAAACGUGCAGCUGAUACUUUGGAAUCUUCACAACCCGUUACCAAAGGUCGUAAACGUGAUGUUUCAUCAAAAGUUCCAACUAUUGAAGUUCCUCAUGAGGCAAAUUUAAAAGAACAACAAUCUCCUUUCUCUAUUAAAAAAACACGUAACACAUGUAAAACAACAGCUGUUACAGUUUCUGAUAACUCUUUGUUGUCAUCUGAAGCAAAUAAAGAGAAACCAAAAUCUAAUGAAAGAACUCGUGCAAAAAAAAGGGAGCUGAACCAAGAUGAUUCUUCUGUUGAUACGGCUCCUAUUGCAAGGAAGAUAACAAGAAGAGCCAUAGGAAAUGAUAAGGAAUCAGAAAAUAAAAAAACCAAUGCAUCCACAAGUUCAACCAAAACAAAUAAAGCCCAGAGCACUGACACUGAUGAUGCUGAACCUAACAUAAGUUCAAGAGUGAGAUUCAACAAAAAUAUAGACACAAAAUCCAUUUCACCCAGACCAAAAAAAAUGAUAAAAACUAGAAAUGCCAAAGUAGUUCCGUUCACUUCUGAAUCUCCACGUGGUCGUGUACUCAGAGUUAGAGAUACCAAAAAAUAAAUUUUGGUUAUUUCAUUUUAUUUUUAAUGUGAAGAUGUGUGUACUUCUAAUAAUUUUAUAGUUUAAGAAAAUUAAAUUAAUUUUUCUAUUUAUUAUUUAUAUUUACUACAAAUAUGACUUUUUUUUUUUUUGUUAAAAUUUGAUGUUUUUUAUCAUUUGAAUUAUCUUAAAUAUAAUAUAUAUAAAUAAAAUAGAUAUUAUUUUUUAGAUAUUAUCAACCUAAACAGAUGUAUAAUUAUUCUAGAUAUUUUUUUAGAACCCAAAAAUUUAAUUUAACUGGUCAAUAUAUUAAUAUAACUCCUUAGUAGUUCAUUUUUUACUUGAUCAUUUCAAAACUUAUAAUAUUAAUUUUAUGUUAGCGUUGAUGAUAUUUUAUUAUAAGUUUAAAGUUAACUAAAUCAUUAAUAACAGCUUUUAUAUUUGUUAUUAAUGUUAAAAAAUUGUAUAUGCUCAGUUGCUACAUGCCCGAUCCAUGUAAUAUUUUUUUGACAUAAUAUAACUUUUAAAUUAUUUAAUUUGUUUAUUUUUUUUUAUUUAUAAAAUAAUGAAAUGUUUUACAAAUAAAGGCCUAGAUAAGGGGAUUUGUGGUUCAUA
This is a messenger RNA of Daktulosphaira vitifoliae (grape phylloxera), 6996 nucleotides long. RefSeq lists its product as uncharacterized. The record is from RefSeq and is a predicted model, not a curated record. Lineage: Eukaryota; Metazoa; Arthropoda; Insecta; Hemiptera; Phylloxeridae. Gene Ontology annotation, molecular function: protein binding. The transcript is spliced from 10 exons. The coding region runs from base 304 to 6402 and encodes 2032 amino acids.